CCUUCCAUCAAGAUCCCCAGCCAGAAUGGCUCGUCAUUGAGUCCACUUACACAGAAGGACAAGAUAUCACCACACUCGCAUGGUUACCGCGCUCCCACAGACCCAAAUACAGAAAUAUGCUACCAACAACUAGGUUAUCCCUGUCCUUAUGGGAUAAACACCAGACCAAAUCCUGGCCGUCAGAGUACCCGUCGCCGGCUAUGAAGCUACAGGCCCUCACAACACUCAUACCCUACUUUAAUGCAAAAACAUGGACCUCCCAUGGCGUGACACACCUCCACCAGCUACUCGAUAAAGGCAACCUGAUCUCGUUUGAGCGCCUACAAACUGAAUAUCAAGUACCGAAGACACUACUUUUUUCUCACAUUCAGAUAAAAUCAUGGUUUCAUAAAUACCAUCCCCCAAAGGCCCAACCCGAACAAUCCACGCAAUUGUCCACAGCGGAACAAAUGUGUCUGCAAACCAAACCACCAAAUAAACCUAUGUCUCAAUUAUACCACGAAAUCACCCGCAAAGCAUAUCUCACAAAACCCUCGUUUAUCGCAGCCUGGGAACUGGACCUAAAUAUGAAACUAACCGACACACAGUGGCUCCACAUAUUCUCAGCUAAUAAGAACUUAAAGAUGUGUGCCUCACACGUAGAAAUAUCCAGGAAGAUACUAUAUCGCUGGCACAUUGUCCCAACCAAGUUAAAACGCAUAAACGCCCAUCCACAGGUAAAUGCUGGAGAUGCAUGGACCAACCAGGAACCACAUACCACAUCUGGUGGUCAUGCCCUAAAAUUGUACCCUUUUGGGCACAAAUCUCCAAACUGA
This is a messenger RNA of Pelobates cultripes (western spadefoot toad), 815 nucleotides long. Lineage: Eukaryota; Metazoa; Chordata; Amphibia; Anura; Pelobatidae. The record is from the annotation of a GenBank genome assembly.